ACUCAUCUGGGAGACCCUGGAGAGCGGCCUCCCCAGGAACCUGACCUGCUCUGUGCCCUGGGCCUGUGAGCGGGGCACGCCCCCCAUCUUCUCCUGGACAUCAGCUGCCCACAGCUCCCUGGGCCCCAGGACCCGCUUCUCCUCCAUGCUCACUCUCACCCCACGGCCCCAGGACCACGGCACCAACCUCACCUGUCAGGUGCAUUUUCCUGCUGCUGGCGUGACUGUGGAGACAACCAUCCAGCUCAACGUCACCUGUGCCACAGAGAACCCAACACCAGGUGGUUGCCUAGGAGACAGUGCAGGAGAACUGAGGACGAAGACAGAUGUGGUUCGGGCGGCUGUUGUGGGAGCCAGUGUCACUGCACUGCUGGCUGGCUGCAUCUGCCUCAUCUAUUUUGUAGUGAAGACCCGCAGGAAGAAAGCCAGGACAGCAAUGGGCAUGGACAACAUCCACACUGCCAUGGGGCCAGCUUCCCUG
Messenger RNA from Myotis davidii, 481 nucleotides. Its product is annotated as myeloid cell surface antigen CD33-like. Gene Ontology annotation, molecular function: sialic acid binding. The record is from RefSeq and is a predicted model, not a curated record. Gene Ontology annotation, biological process: cell adhesion. Lineage: Eukaryota; Metazoa; Chordata; Mammalia; Chiroptera; Vespertilionidae. The annotation marks the transcript as partial. The transcript is spliced from 4 exons. Gene Ontology annotation, cellular component: plasma membrane.